Molecule: messenger RNA, 5368 nt
Organism: Hemiscyllium ocellatum (epaulette shark)
Lineage: Eukaryota; Metazoa; Chordata; Chondrichthyes; Orectolobiformes; Hemiscylliidae
Gene: poldip3
Product: polymerase (DNA-directed), delta interacting protein 3
Exons: 9
Coding region: 1-1350 (449 amino acids)
Biological process (GO): mRNA export from nucleus
Cellular component (GO): nucleus
Molecular function (GO): mRNA binding
Source: RefSeq, a predicted model, not a curated record
AUGGUUCAACAGACUUGCAGCAGUCGUGUAACCUCGUGUAAAUACAUUAUCCAGGUGCUCAGUGUCUGCAAUGUUGCUCCGAGUGAGCUGUCCUGUCAACUGUCAGUGGGUUCCAGGCCAGUGGUUGGUGGUGUCAAGUCACGAAUUGGAGAUCAGUUUGCGAACCUGAACACAAGCUGGCCCAUCACCGGCUUCCAACGGACUUUUGAUGCACGGCAGAAGAUCGGCAUCACAGAUGCUCGACAGCGGUUAACCAUGCGAGAUGCUCGCGAACGCCUGGGACAGAAGGACGUGCGCUCCAAAAUACCAGCGAGUGCUUCAAAGGUUCUUGAUGCGCGCGAAAUGAUCAACUCGAGGAAGGGCCAGGAUGGAAACGAGAAAGGGCCGAUUGUGAAAAAGGUGUUGGAUGCCCGGGAACGCCUGAGUGCCAGGAGAAGUGCUCCAGCAGUCUCUACUGCUUCAACAGAAGGAACAGUCAGCACCGGAGGCAGGAUAACUAAAACAUUCCAAGUACCACAGAAAAGACCUGUCACUGCAGUGCUGUCUCAGCCCUUGGGGAUGCGAAUUAAUGUGGUGAAUGACCAGAGUCCUGACCAGGGUCUUGAGGAUGAGGAUGUGGAAGAUGAAGAAGAGGGUUUCCUGCAUUCGAUACCUGCGACAAACAAACCCUCCAAAAUCAGCACUGUGACAAACCACCUUACUCAGAAGAGGCCUGGUUUCACUGCCUCGCAGCUGUCUCUGGGGAAGCCUGUGCCUCUGACAAAAGUUGUCCAGAAUGACUCGUAUACUGCUCCUCCUCCACCUCCUCUCACCCUCACACGCUGCAGAUCGCCAGCAAACACAUCAAGGACGGCAGCACUGGCAGCGGAGCAGGACCCAACUGGUGAUGUGUUGCCUCUGGAGCUGAACCUGAGCCCAUUAGAGGGAACAAAAAUGACAGUCAAUAAUCUACAUCCCCGAGUGACUGAAGAGGACAUUGUGGAGUUGUUCUGUGUCUGCGGGGCUCUGAAACGGGCUCGUCUCCUUCACCCGGGACUCGCUGAAGUUGUUUUCGUCCGGAAGGAUGAUGCUAUCACUGCUUACAAGAAAUACAACAACAGAUGUUUAGACGGUCAGCCAAUGAAAUGUAACCUCCAUGUCAACGGGAAUGUCAUCACCUCAGACCAGCCAAUCCUUUUGAGACUGAGUGACAGUCCAGCUGUGAAGAAGCCCGAGUUUCCCAGGGCCAAGCCUCGACCGUCCAAUCAACCGGCUGCAGAGGUUGACCCAGAGACCGUCCUGAAGGCGCUUUUUAAAUCCUCAGGGCCCUCGACGUCAGCCCAGCCGACUGCUUUCAAGAUCAAGCUCUAAGCUGCUCCAGAGAUGACCACCCUCAGCACAUGGCUACAGCUCUGGGCCUCCCACUGUCCAGUCUAUCCUGUUGUCUCUAGAGGUUCGGUCAAAAAUCAAAAUUCCGACUCCUUUCUGUUUUAUCUCCGCUCAGAUGUUGUUUCUAAAACUGGAAUUCCGAGUGGGUGAAAAUGUGAGCUUUCCCCCCUGCCCUCGGUGUCCUGGUUUCACUGUCGAUCAACUGACUGCCCCUUACUCAGUCUGAACCUCACUGCUGGCCACAUUGUUAUUAUGGACUGAGCUGUCACUGAGCAUGUUACUCCCAGCUCCCCUCAUUCUGUCACUGGUUCAUGUGGUAGGGGGUGUGAGUGACAGACAGAGGCAGGUUUAUAAGACCCUUCCCGUACCCCCCAACCCCCCCCCCUCCCCCGAUCUCCCUUGAGUCCCACUAGUGAUAGGCGGGUGGUAGAGAGGGGGGUGGGAUCAGAAUUUGAGGAUAGUAUAAUUGCCUGGGCCAAUCUGUCAGCGUGUCUCAGCUGGUUACCUUCAAUGUUCCUCAUUCUUUCCCCAAACUGCCUUAAAUCAUACAAUCAACUGAAGAUGGGGAAUGUUGGACAUGCACAGCAGAUCCUUCGGUGUUCCCGACAGACCUGCAGUAUAUCCCUGACAUUCCCUCUUUGUGCUCCUGGCUGUGUUAGUGUUUACGGAUGGCCUGAGGAUCAAUAUAAAUGACCACUUCCCGGACCAGGCCCCUGGCAUUGCUGAGAGAGUCUGACUCGAUGCCUCAAUUGAUGGCUUGGCUGGUGUUAUGUAUCAGAUUCAGCAAAUUACUGCAAAAUGGUCCCAGAAAUCCCUUGUGCAAACUCCCACUUAGUCUUAAGGGACAACCAGCAGGUUCACAGUUACAAUGGAUAUUCGACUCUGAAAGUUUUCAUUAUACCCUCCUCUAAGGCAGUGGGCAGUUCCACAAGAUUCUGCCCCCUCCCCCACAGUCAGUGGGCUUUCUGAUGCCCCCCCAACUGAAUGCACAUGUCCCCCCCCCCCCGAAUAGAUACUGCAAUGUGUAGGUCCAUCCUCUUAAACAAAGAACUGCAGAUGCUGAAGAUCCAACAUAAAAACAGAAGAUGCUGGAGAAGCUGGCAGGUGUCUGUGGAGAAACAGUUAAUGUUUCCAGUUAGUUCUGAAGAAGGGUCACGGGAUUUGCAAUAUUAACUCUUGUUUCUGUCUCCACAGGUGCUGUCAGUCUUGCUGAGCUUCUCCAGCACUUUCUGUUCUUGUUGCUGUUACACCCUCCCUUGCUGACCCCAAGUUGAAUGUAAAGUAGUUCCACCUCCCCCCUCCCAAGUGGAUGCAAUGGCCUGUUCCACCUCUCCCCUCCCAAGUGGAUGCAAUGGCCUGUUCCACCUCUCCCCUCCCAAGUGGAUACAAUGGCCUGUUCCACCUCUCCCCUCCCAAGUGGAUGCAAUGGCCUGUUCCACCUCUUGCCCUCCCCAGUGGAUGCAAUGGCCUGUUCCACCUCUUGCCCUCCCCAGUGGAUGCAAUGGCCUGUUCCACCUCUUGCCCUCCCCAGUGGAUGCAAUGGCCUGUUCCACCUCUUGCCCUCCCCAGUGGAUGCAAUGGCCUGUUCCACCUCUUGCCCUCCCAAGUGGAUGCAAUGGCCUGUUCCACCUCUCCCCUCCCAAGUGGAUGCAAUGGCCUGUUCCACCUCUUGCCCUCCCCAGUGGAUGCAAUGGAGUGGGCAAUCCCCAUUAAGAAUCCAUGUUGCACAGGGCAAUGAAUAUCAGUCAGGUGCAGGGAGGCUGCGUGAGGUCUGUUUGUGACGAUAAUGCCCCUCUGCCUGUCUGGGUUCACCCUGCGGUACACAACUGGGUAAUGGGCCUGGUACUCACUCAUCCUGUGGACAGCCAGCUCCAGCAAGAGAUUCAGGUGAAAGCAUUGGGUCAUUGUGGGAAACAUGUUCUUCAACCUCUCUCUGCCUUGAGUGAGUGAGUGAGUGAUGGAAUUUCAGUGCCUGGGGAGUGCCCUGCAUCUCCGGAAGGAAAGGCUGAAGAAUGGGAUUAUUUCAGAUGCAGGGAUAUUUCAAAGGAACAGCUGUAAUUCAGAGACAGGGUCUUAGAGCCAGUGGCCUCUUCAACAUAGAUUGUAAAUAAGCUGAAUGAUAGGACUGUCCACAUGGGAAAGAGUCGAUCCUUUAGGUGAGCCAGUGCAUCUUUCUGUGUCUGAAUUGGUCAGUAGAUCCCUCCAUGUCUGGUAUAUUGAGUCCAUCCCGCUGGCUGAUAGGCUGGGAUCACCCCCAUGUCUCGGUGGGCAGGUGAGUAGAUCAACUGCAGCUGGGUAGAAAAGUGAGUAGAUCCCUGUUGUUCAGAUAGGACAGUGAGUAGAUUCCUAUUGUUUGGAUAGGAGAGUGAGUAGAUCCCUCUGCUUAGAUAAUAAGUAGAACACAUUUUUGUCUAGAUGGGGGAAUGAGUAGAUCCAUCUGUUUGGAUAGGUGAGUGAGUAGAUCUCUCUGGAUAGGAUCAUGAAAAAACCCCAUUUUUGAUCUGUAAGGCGUGAAGCUGGAGAGCUAUGGGGAAGGCAAAACGUUCAGGAGUGCUCUGGGAAAAGCUGUUUGACUGUAUAGUGACCUGGAAGGGAUGUUGCCUUAUCAAGUGAUUGGGGGCAGGGUAUCACCAGAGUGAGACUGAUGUAAUGUCUGGUAGCUGACGGAGCCAGCUACAUGGUGAUCCAUUGUGCAGCAUUCUUCCAAUUGAUGAGUGAUUUAAAUCAAAACAUCAGCCUGUCACCUCAUGUUCAAUUUGGUUUGAAAGAGUAGAUUGAGAGGGAGAUGUGUGGUACAAAACAGCCCCUAUGACUGUCACGAACAGCUACCUAUUGGUUGUUGGUGCUGGGAAUAGACUGGCUGGAGAGAACAGGAUAGUAACUCAUCCACAUGCCUGGCCUGCUCUGUCCAUUGUCAGCCUUCUGUUCUUGGAGUCAGGGAGUGAUUUGUUCACGCCUCACUCUGCGAGAUAUGAGCAUAAAGUUUAGGCUGGCUAUGUCAGGACAACCCUGUGGCAGUGCUCACCAGCCGCUGUGUAAGGUUCCAUGGCACUAUUCCCAGCAGAUGAAUUCUCCCUCAUUGCCUCUUGUUGCUGCUUGGGCAAGCUUGCCAUGUUUAAAGAGUGGCCAGCCACAUUUCCUACCUCACCGUUGUGAGCACGUUUCAUAAAGUACUUCACUGGCUUUGAGAGACGUCCUGGGGUAGUGAAAUCAGUUUCCUCCUUUCUGACCAGGUGAGUGAGUGAGUGAUGUGAAUGAUUUCCACCAUUGUAUGUUCACAUCUGUCAAUGAGCCAGUGUUUGACAAUAAUCCCAUUCUGUCCGUGACUGGGGUUUGUGGGGAAACUCCCAGAGUUGUAACUGUGGAGUCAUUGCAUUUGAGGGAUGAAAUUAAUUUUAAAUAAACUUAUUUUUAACAAAAAAAAACUCUCCGGGAGUAGCUGGUUUGCUGUAGCUACACAACGGACCCACAGGUGUGAAGAAGCACUUGGAGUAAGAUCUCGAAACUGUGACCUCGGUAUCAGUGGAAGUGUGAACUGAGCGGAUUCUGUUUGUGAAAUGGGUGUUGCUCCUCUCCUGAAUUAGCCUCAGGCACCUGAGGCCACACAAGCAAAACUGUUCUUAGCCUGAAUGAAGGUACAUUGAUUCUGAAUGCACACUGAGCCAGGAGUAGUUUUGGAAGUGUAGUCAUGGUCUGGCUUGCUUUCUGAGAAGGCUUCGGGUGCAGUCUGACACAGACUGAAUGCACAGAGCCUGGUGAAGGCCUAGGGCACAUAGAGGAAGCGGCCAUGCCAACUGACCCACAUCAGCUGUCUUACGGAGCCAUCUCGUGCCUGGAAGGUGACCAUUUUGAGCAGGAUUCUUCUGCGUUGGAGUUUGACCAUUUUAAACCAGAUGCUUUCAGCACCAAAUCUAGAUGGUGUCUGAUUGCACAAUUUGUGUAAAUAGAUUUAUCUUCUACAAUGUAUUCUGUUCCUCAUUUACAAUACAGCCUAAAUAGA